Mugil cephalus (flathead mullet) is the source of this 2576-nucleotide messenger RNA. RefSeq names its product tumor necrosis factor receptor superfamily member 14-like. Gene Ontology annotation, cellular component: external side of plasma membrane; membrane. The coding region runs from base 405 to 1220 and encodes 271 amino acids. Gene Ontology annotation, biological process: signal transduction; apoptotic process; negative regulation of alpha-beta T cell proliferation. NCBI's taxonomy places the organism in Eukaryota, Metazoa, Chordata, Actinopteri, Mugiliformes, Mugilidae. The record is from RefSeq and is a predicted model, not a curated record. Gene Ontology annotation, molecular function: protein binding; transmembrane signaling receptor activity. The transcript is spliced from 10 exons.
AUAAAAUGCAGUGUUAUCAUAUCAUGUGAAUAUAAGACAUCAUCACCACUGUGUUUAAUCACUUGUUUACUGCAGCUUCCUCUCUGACUUGUGGUAAGUAAUAAAAUAAGAAGAUUAAUUAGUAUCUCAGUAGACUAUGGACUGAACCAUCAGAUUAUAUCAAAUAGCAGCUCCUUCUUCUUUCGGUUCAUUAUUGACUUUGCAGGGAGUGGUUGGUAACGAUAAGUAGACUCUACUUGGUUUCUACAUUUUCCGUUGGAAUUUGGUUUCUACGUUGUUGUUUUUGUUUUGUUUUUUGUUUUUUUUGCACUGUUCCUGGGUUCAGUCAUCGUCGUGGAUGCUGUUCUCAUGUUCAAACUCACCUCAUCCCAAAUCUCAUUGAUGUGUCUUGGACUUACGAAAAAAUGUUCCUGCUACAUGACAAGACUUCAAGAAGAACAUCUUUGAGAACUUCAGCUUUUCUGAUAAUUGUGAUUAAAGUCUUGUCCUGUCAAACCCUCACAUGUCGUCCAGAAGAGUAUCAGAAUUGGAAUAUUUGCUGCCCAAUGUGUCCACCUGGAGACAGAGUUGAUAUAGAUUGUUCAGCGUACAGUGAUACAUCAUGUCGGCCCUGCACGAGUGGAACUUAUACGGAUAAAGCUACUGGACGUAAGCAGUGUUUCCAAUGCACCAACUGUGAUACAGGUUCUGGUCUGAAGGUAAAGAAGUCAUGUAGAACAACAUCAGAUACAGUUUGUGAACCACUUGAAGGAUUCUUCUGUACUGACUUAAUAAAGGACCAAUGUGAAGCAGCACAGAAACACAAGGACUGUGAUCCAGGACAAUACAUCAAGAAAAAAGGUACAUCCUCCUCAGACACUGUGUGCUCUGACUGCAGUUAUGGAACAUUUUCAGAUGGAACAUUAACAUCUUGUCACCAACACAGACAAUGUGAAUCAAUGAACCUUCAGCUGAUAACAGCAGGAACUAAGUCAACUGAUUCUGUUUGUGGGGAAAAAACUUCAAAUGUUGGAGUUAUUGUGGGCAUCAUCAAUCUGGUGGUUGUUUUAGUCAUUCUAAUAAUAGUAGUAGCAGUAUUGUACUACUUCAGAAGAAAGAUAAAAUGUCUAACAGUUACAGACAAAAACAAUCAUACAGACAACUCCAUAGAGACACCUCUACGUAAACGACAACCAGUGGAAGAAUCAAUGUCAUUGUCACAGCAUCAGGAGGUUGUGUAACCAGUCUAAACUCUCAGAUGAAAUCUGUUGCUCCAGAAUCCAGUUAUUAUUCAUUUGGAUUUUGGCAGAUUUUCUUCAGAGAGAAAACAAAAUACAAAUCAGUGAGAUCAACCUCUGGCUUAGAACAUCCUGCUGACAGUGACACAGAGACACUUUUAUUUUAUUUGUAAGUUAUUUCAGUUAAACUGAGUGUGUCUGUCUUAAUAGACUAAUGUUGUUAAAAAAAACACUGAGCAUUAACAUGUUUCAUCAGUAUUUUAGGAUUAGAUUGAACUUUAAAUUAUCAGUGUUAUGACCAUAGGGGUCAUAAUUUGUAUUCUAUGUUGGUUUUCUCUCUGUUGUGUUGUCCCUCCCUGUCCAGGAGGGGGAGCUGUGUCUUUGUUUGUGUCCAGGAUGUGCCCUUGCAGGUGGAUGCUGCCCAUUGGAGGUAGACCUGGAUGCCGCGGUUUCAAAAGUGGAGCCGGCAACAGACUCUCUCUCUCUCGCUGGCUUGUCUUGGUUUUCUAGUAUCCCCCGCACUGUGAUCAUCUCCCCCCUGCAAAUCGCCGACUCCAACCAGAUCUGGCCUUCUUGUUAUUAGUGUUGUCUCGCUUAUGUGCGGAUGAGAUGUUGUAUCUCACUUGUAAAUAUUGUAAAUAGUACAGACAGGGUGCAGUCCCAUUUAGUAGGGGUGAGCAGCCUUUUUAUUUUGGUCCAUCUUUUCUCCUGUUUUGUUGGAUAGGGAGUGAGGGUAGAAACCUGUUUUUCUGUUGACUCCUUUUUCUUUGGGUAUAGGCAAGUCAGAUUUCAACCCAGCUUGUUUUGUUUAUUGUUUUAGGUGAUGCUCACCCCGAAGACCUUAUGUUCGUUUGGGUAAAAACAAAUCCCUUCGUUUUUGGACUGCAUUUCUCCGUGUUCUCCGUGUGGAAGAGGGAGAGUUUUUUUAUGUUAUGUUUAGGUAUCCCUAGGUCGGGCAUAACAUAACUGGGGGCCCGAAUGUGUUUCCCUGUGUUUUUUGGCACCAGAUCGAUUUGGUUUGCUUUCACGAUUCGUUUGUUUUGCAUAUUUCUGGCAGACACUGUUUCAUUUAGUGAAAUUGCAAAUGUGUACAAUGUGCAAGUGCCUCCCAGGCUUAGGAAGGAGGCAGCUCCUGGUGGGGAAGUUGUCAGAGAGAUUAACUGUUUCUUCUGUUGCAGCAUAUGAUGGGAAAAGUGACGAGGAGAUGCCAUUUUUUAUUGAAUCUGAUAUUGACAGUCGACAAAGAAUGUCAAAUGCUGUGCAAAUAAUAACUGAAUCAAUAAAAAACGCAUUAAACCUAAAAGGGUUAUAGUCAUAUUGUUUGCUAUAUUUAAAGCUGUAAUAGUAAACAUGAAGCAC